Molecule: messenger RNA, 1203 nt
Organism: Colletotrichum truncatum
Lineage: Eukaryota; Fungi; Ascomycota; Sordariomycetes; Glomerellales; Glomerellaceae
Product: GTPase-activating protein gyp10
Biological process (GO): positive regulation of GTPase activity; endoplasmic reticulum to Golgi vesicle-mediated transport
Cellular component (GO): endoplasmic reticulum membrane
Molecular function (GO): GTPase activator activity
Source: RefSeq, a predicted model, not a curated record
AUGGGCACCAAUACAACUGACGAAGAGAGCGACUACUCCCAUCGCAAGACGAUCGAGAUCCUCGACGCCUGCGAGUGGCGAAACAUCGAGGCCCUCAAGGCCCUGGCCAGAACUAGAGGCGGUUUUAUCACUGAUAGUUUGCGUCGGCGAGCAUGGCCAAUCCUCCUCGGCUUCACGGGCAACGAAGACUUCAAUGGUGUUAGCACGACCGGCAUAGACGAGAAGAUCCCAUGGAAAGACCUUCCGCGUCACAGGGAUGAGGAACAGGUCCAACUCGAUGUCAACAGGGCUUUCAUCUAUUAUCCCAACCACCAGUCCGACGCAGAACUUGAGAAAAAUAAGAGCGAGCUCUCCGACCUAAUAAUCGAGGUCCUCCGACGAUACCCAUACCUAUGCUACUUUCAGGGCUACCAUGACAUCUGCCAGGUUUUCUUGCUAGUCCUCAAGUCACCCUGGCGUGCUCGCCUCGUCUCGCGCCUCUCGGUUCUCCGCAUACGUGACUUCAUGCUCACCAACCUUGAACCGACUAUUGCGCAGCUCCGUUUGAUACCUGAUAUUCUUAAUGCGGCAGAUCCAAAAUUAAAAAAGCACCUCUCCGGCACCGAGCCCUUCUACGCCCUAGCGGGAACGCUGACAAUGUACGCUCACGACAUCCAGGCAUAUGGUGACAUUGCCCGUUUGUUCGACAUCCUCCUUACUCGCGAGCCGGUCUUCAGUGUUUAUAUGUUCGCCCAAAUAGUCCUAGACCGGCGGGGUGAGCUCUUUGACAACGAUGAGGACGACCCGUCUAUGUUGCACCUUAUCCUUUCUAAAGUCCCUCAAACGAUGGAUAUUGAAGCAUUAAUCUCGAACACCGCAGCACUCUACGAGCGGUACCCACCUGAUACUCUGCCCGCUUGGCGCUCUAUAUCUAAAGCGAGUUCCCUCAAGACAGCUCGCUCCGUUGAGUUAUGCGUGAAGCAGACGAUGGAUGAUGGGCAUGUAUACUUUCAAAAACAACUUGCCGAGCUCCGUUCUCUGGAGCGCCGGCAAAAGAUCAUGAGGGUAAUUUGGGCAUACAGAAAGGGCGCCAUUACAGUGGGUUUUGCUGCUGUCGUUAGCCUUGUGGCAGUGUAUCUAAGCCGGAAUCCCAACCCGGUAGCGCAACUGGCCGUACUAUGGACAAAGUGGACAAACGGUACAAGUUGGACAUAUACUUUCUAG